AUGGGGGCCGUCCUUCCCUGGGGGCAGGGACGUAGGGAACCAGGCGGUGGGGAGGGAGAAAGGAGCGACGAGGUCAGAGGAAACCUUGGGUUUCCAAGGCUCCUGGGGCACCAAAGGGCUUCCCGCAGUCGGGGAAUUGAGCCCUGGGGAGGAGCCUUUUGCGAGAACGUGAGCGCGCCGCAACACGCCUCAGACCUCGUAAACCCACUUGGCAAAGACCGGGGAAGCGGCUGGCGGACCGACUGCGGUGAACUCAAGAAAUUAACCUGCGCUGCAAUUAAACGGGCUGCCGCCCUUUCACACUCACCUCGAGCGACCGAGAUAGAGAAAGCUCCCGAACCGGCCGCGGGGGGACCUGGCUCCACCCUCCCGUCCCGGGAGAAGAGGACAAAAAGGGGAGAUGGACUUGGAGUAGCCCCGCCCUUCACAGCGCUCCAAUCCUUGGAAACCAAACCUCCUCUCCAAGCCUCCACGUCUAGAAGGGACAAAGGCAGCGAGGAGAUCCAGAGACCGACGGGGAGAUGGUGGCUUUCAGGCUUCUGGUGUGGGUGCAUGGGGGAAAGGUACAAUGGUUAAGUUUCCAUCCCAAAUACGGCACCACACGAUGGUCUUGAGAAGACACACUCGGUCUUCUGGUUUAGAAGCAAAUUGACUUCCUGAAGCUGUGAAGCGAACUAUCGCAAAACUCUCUUGCUUCUUGAAUGUGGGGACGAUACAAAUUCAAUUAAUGAUGCCAUACACGUAAUCUUUUCGACUUUUUAGAAGUCACAAACGCUUUAACUCUCCAAUGAAAAUAAUUGAAAGAGGUUAAACAUAAGGGGAAUGGGCUUUUUUUUUUCUUGUUUUUAUUUGGGACAAUUUUUCAAAUGAUAAAACUGUAUAAAUAGAAGCUGGGUCAGUCAAGGAAAGCGCCGUGGCUGAAGAUUUUCGUAAAAACCUUAGUAAACGUGGCAUUUAAGUAACUAAUUAUGCUUUGCCAUUAGCAGACCAUUAAGAUAAACAGGAGAAAGUUCACACCUCCUGCUAUUUCGUUCCCUAAGAAUAGUCACAAAGAUAAUACCAGGCUAGUUGGUGGGUUAUUUUCUCCAUUAGGAGGGUUAAUGUUUAAAUUUGUUAAUUAAAAUACAAAAAAUUUGGUUUCCUACACAGCCAACGUUGUGAGGGAAGUCUCACGGGGACAUCCUGACUCCUUGAAAUUUACCUUUUGUUACUUUAUCCUGUGGCAUUAUCCCCUGGAGUCAUAUAGGGUUUCAAGACUGUUAAUGUUGCAGGGAAUGUGAGUGAAUAUGUUAGAAGUCUGGACUUUCUUCUCCCUUAUCAUAGGUGACUGGCAUACACACUCCUCAUAAAGAGAAGUUAUGGCUCAUCAAAAGAGUGACUUUAUGAGCAUUAAUAGAAUAAUAAAUCUUGUACUUUUAGUUCAAGAAACAGUGAAGUCCUAUAAUCAGAGUGACCCACGCAAAUAUGAUCCAUUCACUUGCCCAACUCUUAACAGGAUACGGAUAGUCUAUAAAUCAUUUUAGUUUUUAAAACCUUAAAAAAGGAAGGCACCCAAAUCUCCCAAAGGAAGGUGUUUAUGGGGGGAAAGGGACUUCUAGCAAACCUGCAGGAAGAGAUCAUGGAAAAACGAACAGUCGGUCCAGAAGCUGAAUUAGAUAGAAUUUCCACCGAAACAAGAAUGGAUAGAUGUUCUAAUGUCAUUGUUUCAGUAUUUAUGUUCUAUCAUUUAAAAAGAGAAAAGUCUUCCUGCUUCCUGAAAGCUAUCCAAAAAAAAAAAAAAUCCAGUUGAUAGCCCCGUUUUCUAAAUUCCAGCUGGAAAACUAUUCAAGUUGAUGAUUUUAGCAAAAGAAAGAGUAGGUGAAUACAAUAUGGCUUUUUAACCACAUUUUACACAUCUCUUUGUGGUAUUUCCCUGCCUAUGUGAAACUUCCUUUCUAUGCAAUGCAAUGUAGUCUUUUUACUAGUUGAGUUUGCUUGUGAUUUUUCAAUGAGUUAUCUAUUUUGAAUUCUUGUGAUCUUUACUCGUUGGAAAUUACUCAGUCUUCAAAAAGUUUUUCUUAAAACUUCAAAUUGGAUAAUUAUGGACCUUCCAAAUAUCAAAAAAGUGAAGUCACUAGCACACCUUCUUUCUAAUUUCUUACAGAAAAAUCAAUAUGUUGUCAUAAACCCAUAUUUAAACAUAUAUAACUAGGUAACUAGUGUCCAUGCCUAGGGAAAAGUGACUAACAGAAGACAAAGGUGGAUGAUUCAUGAUUCUGAACAGCUUUCAAAGGAAGAGACACUGCAAUAACUUAUAUUAAACUUACUCCAUAUGAAUCUUUGUAUAUAUGCCUUUGGAUACCAAAGAUGUUUCAAUAGUGAUAUUCUAAAAUUCAAAAGAAAGUCUUUCUUCCAUAGGUAGUAGUUAAAUUUACAGUUCUAUCAAACUAGUUAUUGUAAUAUGUAAUGUGUAAUUUCAUUCAAUCAUUGAGUAUUUGUUUAGCAUCUGUAUUAUGCCAUCUCAGAACUGAGUACUAGGGAUACGAAGAUGAAUAACUGAAAUGAGUCAAAUUUUUGAUGCAUGAUCAACCACUAGCUUCUAUAUAACAUUACUUGGAUAUAAAACUUCAGAUUUUUUACUCAAAAGCAAUACCAGGAUUUGGCCUAUGAUGAAACUAUAAUUAAUUUGAAUAUUUCUGUUCUCACAAUGAAGCUAUUAAGGAGUAAUAUUUUGUCAAAAUAAAAUUUUUGGAGUUCGUUGUAAAGCCAAUGUGUUGGCUUAACUCAUAAUUUAACAUGAAAUUCUCCCUCAAAGAGAUAUUUUAUUUUAUUUUAUUUUAUUUUAGAUGGAGUCUUGCUCUGUCGCCCCAGCUGGAGUGCAGUGGUGCUAUCUUGGCUGACUGUAACCUCUACCUCCCGGGUUCAAGGAUUCUCCUGCCUCAGCCUCCCAAGUAGCUGGGACUACAGACAUGCACCACCACACCCAGCUAGUUUUUGUAUUUUUAGUAGAGACGGGGUUUCACUAUGUUGGCCAGGCUAGUCCCAAACUCCCAACCUCAAGUGAUCCGCCCACGUCAGCCUCCCAAAGUGCUAGGAUUACAGGCCUGAGGCACCUCGCCUAGCCAAUCUUUUUAAAAGUGCAAAAUAACAACCUUAGAUCAACUAGGGUUAGAUUAACCAAAUUCUGAAGACAAGACUCAAGUGAAAGAUUGCCCAUUUGUUGAAGCAUCACUUCCAGCAGAAAGACCAGCAUUUCCAGGUUCUUACUAUUUGUUCUCUAUCUGAAGCUUAGAGAAAGGAAGUGAUUUAUUCAGGAACGCAGAGCUGGUAAGGAGCAGUCAGCCCUAUAGUCUACACUUCAAUGGUAGUUUCUCCAAAGUUAUCAUUCUCAUAUCAUAUUCAAGAUUUCUUCUUAUUCUUUUUCUUUUUUUGGGGGGAUAUAUUUUCACGUAACUUGGUCCUGUUAUUUAAUUAAUAUACAUUUUUAAGGUCAACUUUAAAAAUUUUUUAACUUCAUCAUAAGCAAUAAUAUUCACAAAUCACAGCUCUGAUGGGCUAUUUAUACAUUUUCAAUGCAUAUCAAAAUACAUACACUGUUAUCAAAAUUGAAAGAAAGAUUUUUGGAGUAAAAAAUGUCUGAUCGUAUACUUGCUAAACUGUAUGCUAAUGGUAAGGAGUGAGAAAGAUGGGGAGGAAAGUGUUGUUACAAUUUGUGUUUGUGUGUGUGUGUACAAACAUGAAUCACUUUUAUAAUUUAAAAAAUUUUACAGAAAAAAUUAUGUGGCAUAGUAGUGGUUAGUAUAUCUCCAAAUUAAGUCAUUCCUUUGUAUAUUCUUAAUAGGAAAUAAAAAUUAGCAUGAAUCUUUUUUAGAGCAAUUUAACAAUAUACAUUUAAAGUCUUUAAAUGUUCACACUUUAGUGCCCUUAAUUCCUAUGCUUAGAAUCUACCUUAACAGAAAUGAAAAAAAAUAUAUAUAUAUAUAUAUAAGAAAUGAUAAAGUAAGUAAUCAAAAAUAAGUGAUUAAGAUAAGAGGACUAGUUAGGUAGAUAAUAAUCUAUUCCCAUUAUGACACAUUAAGUAGCUUUAAUUGUUUGAGAAUUUGCAAUUAAAUAGAAAAAUGGUCCAAUAUUAGGUAAAAGACCUGGAUACAAAAUUAUGAUCAUGAAUUACUUUUUUCAAAUUGUAUACCCCCAAAAUCACCUUGAAUGAAAAUAUACCAGCAUGUGAACAGCAAGUUGACUUCUGAUUAGAAAAAAUUUGGAAAAUUUAGAAGGUAUAGAUAAGCUAUGUAAGUUAUAUAGCUAUAUAAUGAUGUUUAUAUAUAUAUAUGCUAUGGAGUCAACUGCUUUGUUUGGACUGAAUUAUCAAUUAUCUUUUUAAGUAUUUAAAAGCAUUUUAAAGUUAAAUGAUAAAACCUACUUUGUAUAAGACUGGUAAUUGUAAAUGUGUCUCAAGGAACAUAUUAAUACUGCUAAUGAAAUAGUGGUACAAUAACCUUUUCACACAGAUAUUUUUCCCUUCACAGAUAACACAGGAAGAAGGUUUGAGUGGGCAUUUUAAAUAUAUUUUAUAUAGAAAAGAAAAUUUAGGACCAAAGAGAUUGAAUGAUUUAACCUAAGGUCUUCCAAUGCUAAUGGUAUAAAGACUAAAAUCCAGGUCUCUUAAUUCUUACUGUUACAUUUUGAAAUCUGUCAUUCCACUACAGUUGAAAAAUAUUACCAAAUAUUAGCAAAAGAAAAUUACUAAUGGCCAAUAUGAAAAAAGUUCAACAUAGCAUUUACAUUGUAUUAACUAUUAUAAGUAAUCUAGAGAUGAUUUAAAGUAUAUCAGAAAAGGUAUGUAGAUUAUAUGCAAAUAUUAUGCCAUAGUGUAUAAGAGACUUGAGCAUCCAUGGGGGUCCUGGAACUGAUAUCCUUUGGAUACCAAGGGAUGACCACAUACUGAAUGUUUGUGAGUGUGUGUCAUUUCCCAGUUGUUAAGAGCAUAUAUAAUUCUCAGUUGCUGAGAAUAUGAAAAAAUAGACCCUAUAAUUCUCUACUGGUGAGACUGGAACUAUGAAAAGUUUUAUUCUUUCCAGAUAUAUUAAAAGUCUUUUACCCAGGAAUUUAACUUUUGGAAAUUGAUUUAAAGAAAUAUUCAUGACUGUCAUCAAAAUUUUCUGUAUAAAGAGACUCAUUGUAGCAUUGAUAUCUAACAGCAAGUGAUCAAAGAAGUUAUAUCCAUUUAUGUGAUAGAAAGUUGUAUGCCUAUCAAAUUCUGUAGGAAAUGUCAAAUGACACUGAAAUAUUUAAAUGAUUUUUUGAUAACCAAAAAAACAGAUUUCAAAACAAUGUAUAUAGUAUUAUCCCAUAUUUGUAUGUGUGUGUGUGUGUGUGUGUGUGUAUGUGUGUGUGUGUGGCUAGGCACUGAAAAAUAAUCAGACAAGUAUAAUCAAAGUGUUAAUAGUAAUUUUUUCCAGGUAAUGUCAUUUUUUCUAGCAAAGUAAUUAUGUAUACAUUAUACAUUUUUUUCACUCUGGCUUUUCAGAUUUUUAAGCUUUUCUACAAUGAAUAUAUCACUUUUGCAAUUAGGAAAAGUUCAGAGCUUGCAAAUAAAUUUUGCCAGCAUAAAAUUUCUUCCAUAUCAUAAGACUGACCAAAUCAAAUGCUUUUCUAACUUAUAAUGUUAAUUGUGAGGUUUUGUUAAUCAUUAUUUAAACACACACACACACACACACCUUGAAAUUCUUGGUGAUAUAUCCAUUUGAUUUCCCAAACAGCCUUCACUCAGAAUUCAGGGUAUCCAGUAUGCAGUAUGCUAGCACAAAGUUGACUUUGCAUCUGCAGACUACCAGCCCAUGACUGAUGCCUUGUAGAUUUCAUGUUAUUUGCCCUUUCACCAUUACAUGAAAUCUACACAUACUCUCCUGUCCACUAGGUUGUGGUUUGAUUUCUCAGCGCAUUACUAAUAACAGUGUUUCAAAAAAGUUACUCAUUGGUUGUUUUUUUAAGUAUCUAGAAGGCAGAACAGGUUUAUUUUUAGCAUCUUUCUGAUGUUUAUGUUGAAAAUUUGCUCAUUCCAAACAACAGGUUUUAUGUGACCUUUCAGUGACUUAAUGUUUAGAACAAAGAUGAAACCAAAUCUAGCACUGAACACCUACUCACUGGUUUCCACCUCCUGCUUUUGCUAAUGAUGACCUUGGACAAGUGUCUUAAUGACUCCAUGCAUCAGUUUCCACAUCUGUAAAAGAGGAAUAAAUUAAAUACUGAUAGGAUUGCUAUGAGGAUUGAAUAACAUGUAUAUAAAGUAUAUGGGAGUCUGUAUCUGUAAGCUGAUAUGCUCUAAAUCCUUAAACCUUUACUGUGAGGCAGGAUAGAUGAAGCAAGAGCUCUAAUUUUGGAAUCAAGAGAGGUAUCUAGUCUAGAAAAUCAAAACCAUAUUAUGUAGCCAUGAUUUUAGAAAAACAAGCCAUUACUAUUUAAAUAAACAAGACAACAACAAUAAUUUAAAAUUUUUAACACCUAAACAUAAUGAAUGGUAUCUAAAUUCUUCUAUUGCUGUUGAUUUGCUGCUUACUAAUUCAUUUUGCCUUUUGCAAGAACUAAUCUACCAGUUAUGUGAGAGAGAGUAGGGCAAAAGCUAUUAUUUUUAAGUGUAAGAAAAAAACCUAAAAUCAAGGAAGCUUUGUUUGUUGAUAUCUCAAAUACAAGAAACAGUUCGGUAUGCUUAGAAAAAUCAAUAUUUUGUAGGAAUUGUUAUAAUAAAUAUAAAUUUAAAAACUACAGCAAAUAGGAAACAUUUUAUUUCACUUCAUUUUUUCUGUUAAUUGCACAGACCACCACUAUUCCUUGGUCUAGCUUCUAGUCAGCAGUGUUCUGCUGGAGCACAAUUGGAAAACCACUGAUCUAUUCCAGAUGAGAAAAUCGUCUCAAGGAAAAGUGAUUUGCCCAGGGUUACAUACCAAGUUAUUGAAGAAGCUAAGAUCCAGACCUACUCAAUCCCUCUUCAUGGCUAUUUCCACUACAUCCAGUUUGCCUAUCCUAGCAAAAGAGAUUUCCUUGAGCUGGUAUUGAACCAAAAGCUCAGUUAUCUUCUUUCCUCCCUUUCUCACUCCUUCUUUAACUUUCUCCCUCUGUCCCUCUCUGGCGUUUUCCUCCCUCCAUUCUUAGCUUCCUUCCUUCCUAAGGUUUCUCAGGAAUGAAAUCCUGUACUUUAUGUGACCAAUAAUAAUUAACUGCUUAGUCAAUCAGUACCUAAUUUUUAUGUUUUCUCUAAAUUAUUUUGAUGACUUUCAGUUCAUUUCAUUUUCUAACCUCAGAAGAUUAGUGGAAUAGCUAAUUGUGUUCUCUGUAUAUCUGUAUAUCAAUAUCUUCUGUUCUUUGGGAGUAUUUGGAGUUAUCCUCCACCUUUUUUUUCAUUUUUAAUCUAAAAUGAUUUUUAUAGGCUUAGGAUCAGGAAAUAAAAAAGACAAAAGAAACAUACGAUUUUUCACCUGGAAAAAUAUAAUUUUUUUAUUUCACGUAUAAAUAUAAAUGGACAAUAUAGCACUAUUCUGCAUGAUCAGGGAUCAUAUGAAAUACAAAUUGAUUCUUCUGGUCCUUUUGCAUUUAUUUUCUAACAUGGAACACUCACAAAGGGAUUAUUUCUAUUAUUCAAAAAGAAGGACGGUCAAUGUUCUCAUUUGCCGUAUGAUGGAACACAGAAUUUGAAAGUAGCUGGGACUUUCUGAAUGUUAAGAGAUUAUAGGAUCAUUUGGUAAUCACAUUAACUUUGCAAAUAUUAGAAUUGAGUGUCAAAGCAAUUGACAUGGAGAAAGAACAGCAAUAGUGAUCUUUAUUACCGUUUCCCUUGACUAUAUAGCCUGUAGCUAGCGUCUGUCCCAUUCACUUAGGAGAUGGCAAAAUGCAAGACAGCCCCAGCUGUCACCUGGACAACUCAGGAACAUAACCCCUUAUCAGGCAGAGGGAUGUAGUGUUUGUAAGAGACGGUGCACAGAGGCUGUGUUUGUGUUUGGAGUCUGGGAAAAGCCCCAACGUACUGCAUCAGUAACAGGAAUCUCAAACAUCUGUAAAUGAUGCUCACAAAGCAUUUCCACACACAUUUCGAAAACUGUUCUCACAACUGUGACAUGAAGAUUAUUUCCUCUGUUUUAUAUUUGGAGAAACCAAGGCUCAAAGUGGUUCAGUGACUUUCCCCAGAUCAUUCAACUAGCACUGGGAGUUGAACUCAGAACUGAUUCCAGAUAGCACCCACCAGCUUUCCUCAUUUUCAAGUAUUAAACUCCUGAUAUAGCAUGGUAAUAUGUCUUUUGCAUUUAUGCGUGUAUAUGUAUAUAUGUAUAUAUACAUGUUUUUUGAUUAUGUAAGUAAUAUAUAUUAUAGAAAAUUUAGCAAACACAGAAAAGUCUGAAAAAAAGAAAAAUAUUUAACCUUCAAACACAGAACUGUAACUCUUUCCUCUGUAUUUCUCCCUUUGUGAUUUGACAGUUUGUGUCCUUUGUUUGUUUUUUUUGUUUUGUUUUGUUUUUGUUGUUGAGACAGAAUUUCACUCUUGUUGCCCAUGCUUGAGUACAAUGGCGCGAUCUUGGCUCACUGCAACCUCUGCCUCCCAGAUUCAAGCGAUUCUCCUGGCUCAGCUUCCUGAGUAGCUGGGGUUACAGGCGCCUGCAACCAGGCCAGAAUAAUUUUAUUUUGUAAUUUUAGUAGAGACAGGGUUUCACCACAUUGGCCAGGCUGGUCUUGAACUCCUGACCUCAGGUGAUCCGCACUCCUUGGCCUCCCAAAGUGCGAGUGCUGGGAUUACAGGCAUGAGCCACCGCGCCCGGCCCUCUUUGCUUAUUUUUUACUGGUAUGAUGUGUGAGUGUCACACUGAUUUAUGAUGUUAAUUUGUAGAUUAAGAAUUUUAGCCCCUUAUAAUAUGUAAUAAAAUAGUUUUCUUAGUUUUAAAUUU
Molecule: messenger RNA, 8909 nt
Organism: Pan troglodytes (chimpanzee)
Lineage: Eukaryota; Metazoa; Chordata; Mammalia; Primates; Hominidae
Exons: 1
Coding region: 1-576 (191 amino acids)
Source: RefSeq, a predicted model, not a curated record